This is a messenger RNA of Tarenaya hassleriana, 1825 nucleotides long. RefSeq names its product dihydrolipoyllysine-residue succinyltransferase component of 2-oxoglutarate dehydrogenase complex 2, mitochondrial. The coding region runs from base 125 to 1513 and encodes 462 amino acids. Gene Ontology annotation, cellular component: oxoglutarate dehydrogenase complex. NCBI's taxonomy places the organism in Eukaryota, Viridiplantae, Streptophyta, Magnoliopsida, Brassicales, Cleomaceae. The record is from RefSeq and is a predicted model, not a curated record. The transcript is spliced from 15 exons. Gene Ontology annotation, biological process: tricarboxylic acid cycle. Gene Ontology annotation, molecular function: dihydrolipoyllysine-residue succinyltransferase activity.
GGUGGCUUGCUCAAAAGUUAUUUGCUUUGCCUGGUCUUCUCUCUCCUCUCACCGAUUCUGCAAACCCUAACUCUCUUGAUUCAGCGUUGUUUGCGGGUUCUCCUGCUACAAGGGUCUUGGUACGAUGAUGUUGCGUGCUGUAGUUAGGAGAGCUGCGAGUAGGGGCUCUUCUGCUUCGGCGUUUGGGAAGUCGCUACUAUCUCCUCGUGCUGCGGCUUCUGCCCCAAGCUUUCAUUCAAAUGAGACACAAUUGUAUCGUGGAGGCUAUGCUCAUAGCUUUCAUUACCUUGCUUUGCCAGCUAGUUCAAACAACUUGAGGAGCGUUUUCAACUGUUGCCAAGGCACAUCUCUGCAAAGAUGGGUCAGGCCAUUUUCAUCUGGAAAUGGUGAUUCAGUGGAAGCUGUUGUGCCUCACAUGGGUGAAUCAAUCACUGACGGCACUCUAGCUAACUUUCUGAAAAAACCUGGUGAUAGAGUAGAGGCUGAUGAGCCAAUUGCACAAGUCGAAACGGAUAAGGUGACUAUUGAUAUUGUCAGCCCAGCACCUGGAGUUAUCCAAGAGUUUAUAGUGAAGGAAGGAGAUACUGUAGAACCAGGAACAAAGGUUGCUAUUAUUUCCAAGUCUGGGGAAGCUGUUUCUCAUGUUGCCCCCUCCGAAAAGAUACCAGAGAAACCUGCUUCAAAGCCGUUGCUUACUCCUGAAAAGACCGACGAAAAGCAGAAGCUUGAAAGUAAUCCUGUUCAGGAGAAGCCCAAAGCACCAGUUCCACCCCCUCCUAAGCAGUCUGCUAAAGAACCUCAGCUGCCUCCCAAGGACAGGGAAAGACGGGUUCCUAUGACUAGACUUCGGAAGCGUGUUGCAACAAGGCUGAAAGACUCUCAGAAUACUUUUGCAAUGCUGACAACUUUCAAUGAAGUCGAUAUGACUAAUUUGAUGAGUCUGCGAUCUCAGUACAAGGAUGCAUUCUAUGAAAAGCAUGGAGUGAAGCUGGGGCUUAUGUCUGGAUUUGUUAAGGGUGCUGUUAGUGCCCUCCAGCACCAACCAGUAGUAAAUGCAGUUAUUGAUGGUGAUGAUAUCAUAUACAGAGACUACAUCGAUAUCAGUAUUGCAGUCGGCACCUCCAAGGGGCUGGUGGUUCCAGUAAUAAGAGAUGCAGAUAAAAUGAACUUUGCGGAGAUAGAGAAGACGAUAAACUCGUUGGCUAAGAAGGCAAACGAGGGUUCAAUAUCGAUAGACGAGAUGGCUGGAGGGUCAUUCACCAUCUCAAAUGGCGGCGUUUACGGAAGCCUCAUAAGCACACCCAUCAUCAACCCUCCCCAGUCUGCAAUCCUGGGAAUGCAUUCGAUAGUGACACGGCCGAUGGUUGUGGGAGGAAGCAUAGUGGGUAGGCCGAUGAUGUACGUAUCGCUAACGUACGAUCAUAGGCUGAUCGACGGGAGAGAGGCCGUUUAUUUUCUGCGUCGGAUAAAGGACGUAGUGGAGGAUCCUCAGAGGCUGCUUCUCGACGUUUAAGAUAAGCCCCCUCCCCUUCCUCCUUCAUGGCUUCCAUCAUCUUAUCCGUUUUUUGUUUCUUACCUCUUCCGACAUUCCUGAAACGUUAUUACAGUUGCCGAGGUUUUUACCUGGCUAAAGGAAUAGGUUUUUUUACACCGUUGAGUUUACUGAACCUGACCCCAAAAAAGAAUUUUCGAUUUUUGACUUGGGAGAAUAAUUCCCACUGAUAUAUAACAGCUGAAAAAUUAUGGUUUGUGUAAUUUUGUUUUGUUUAUUAUUUCCUCUUUGGCAAAGUUAUAUGAGUUUUAUAAUGUGUAUGGAGUUCUAUUA